UUCUCUCGCCAUAUAGGCUAGGCUAAGUCAUUUUUAGAAGCAGGCUAUUGAUCACCAAACUAAAACAACAACUUUAGUUCCCUUGUGCUCAGGCAGGGUUUUUUUUCAGGGACCUGUGAAUAUUCUAAAGGAUAAAGAGAUCAAAAGUGCUCCAACGGGUGGGUUUGUGGGGCGUGAACUGGGAUUCACAGGGUCAGACAGUAGCAGCCUCAAACUCAACUGUGCUCAGAAGCGUAUUUACGUAGUCUGUGUAAACGGACACGGGAGACAGCUGCGCACGGAAACGGAGCAAUUCACUGACUGAGAAUUCGUUAACUUGUGUAAGUUUGUGACGUGAUAGUUUGCAUAACGUUUAUGCUUGUAAGGUGGGCUUGUGCAACAGGGAACACGGCCAACACAACUCUCCUAUUCAAACCACGAGGAUUCGCUAGUAUGCAGGCAGCAAAAGUUUCAGACACUCCUGUGGAGUUCGUCGUUGAGUACCUGCUGAAGGCUAAAGAGAUUGUGGAGAAUAAUGCAAAUGUUCCAGCUGAGCUGCGUGAUAAUCUUCAGAAGGCCCUGGACAUCACUAGCGGAUUGGAUGGUUACCUAGAACAAAUGAGCAGCCAGGAGAGUGAACCGUUGGCUGAGUUAUAUAGGAAAUCAGUUUCUCAUGACUGGAAUAAGGUGCAUGAGGAAGGAAAAACCUUAUUCAGGCUUCCUAUUACAUGCAUUACUGGACAGGUAGAAGGUCAGGUAUUGAAGAUGCUGGUCCACAUGAGCAAAGCAAAGAGGGUCUUAGAGAUAGGAAUGUUCACAGGAUAUGGGGCCUUGUCAAUGGCGGAAGCCUUACCAGAAAAUGGCCAACUUAUUGCCUGUGAGCUUGAGCCUUACCUGAAAGACUUCGCACAACCUAUAUUUGGCAAGUCUCCCCAUGGUAAAAAGAUAACUGUAAAGACUGGGCCUGCUAUGGAUACACUAAAGGAAUUAGCUGCCACAGGAGAGCAGUUUGACAUGGUUUUCAUCGAUGCAGACAAACAGAACUACAUUAACUAUUACAAGUUCCUCCUGGACCAUAACCUUCUGCGGACAGAUGGUGUUAUAUGUGUAGACAACACACUGUUUAAAGGGAGAGUUUACCUCAAGGAUUCAGCAGAUGAUAUUGGAAAAGCCUUACGAGAUUUUAAUCAGUUUGUCACAAAUGAUCCUCGAGUAGAGCAGGUUAUUGUUCCUCUGAGAGAUGGCCUCACUAUAAUACGAAGAGUACCCUACACACCUCAGGCAAACACACAGAGCACUGUGACCUAUGACGAGGUGUUUCGAGGAGUCCAAGGGAAGCAAGUGCUGGACAGGUUACGUUUGGAUGGGAAAGUGGCGUAUGUGACCGGGGCCGGUCAGGGCAUCGGCAGGGCCUUCGCACAUGCUCUCGGAGAGGCUGGAGCCAAAGUCGCCAUCAUUGACAUGGACAAAGGAAAGGCAGAGAAUGUGGCCCAUGAACUGACUUUGAAAGGCAUUUUGAGCAUGGCUGUGGCUGCAGACAUUAGCAAACCAGAUGACGUUCAGAAGAUGAUUGAUGACAUUGUUUCAAAAUGGGGCACGAUUCACAUCGCUUGCAACAAUGCUGGCAUCAACAAAAACUCAGCUAGUGAGGACACCAGUCUAGAAGAGUGGGACCAAACCUUUAACGUUAACCUCAGAGGCACUUUCAUGUGUUGCCAGGCGGCCGGUCGUGUCAUGCUGAAGCAAGGAUACGGCAAGAUAAUCAACACAGCUUCCAUGGCCAGUUUAAUAGUGCCACACCCACAGAAGCAACUGUCCUAUAACACAUCCAAAGCUGGGGUGGUAAAGCUCACUCAAACCCUGGGCACAGAGUGGAUCGACCGAGGCGUUCGAGUCAAUUGCAUCUCCCCUGGUAUUGUUGACACCCCUCUCAUCCAUUCAGAGAGUCUGGAGCCUCUAGUUCAGCGCUGGCUGUCAGAUAUCCCAGCCGGACGACUGGCUCAAGUGACAGACCUCCAAGCUGCAGUGGUAUACUUGGCAUCUGACGCCUCUGACUACAUGACAGGGCAUAACUUAGUCAUAGAGGGUGGUCAGAGUCUGUGGUAGAGAAAGUUUGCCUCUCGGAUUUGGUAAUACACUCUCACCCACUGUUGCUAAAGGAUACUCACUGACUAACUUGAUUUUAAUGAUGCAGUACAUUGGUGAAGGGAUGUACUGUAUAUUUUAAGUAAUCAAAGGGUCCAGCGUAAAAACUUGCAUAGUGUGUCAAUUGUAAGCAAUUCUUUUUGUGCAUUUUGCUUUUGAACACUUUUACAAUAAACACUGCUUUUCAAAGCA
Molecule: messenger RNA, 2316 nt
Organism: Ctenopharyngodon idella (grass carp)
Lineage: Eukaryota; Metazoa; Chordata; Actinopteri; Cypriniformes; Xenocyprididae
Exons: 11
Coding region: 355-2085 (576 amino acids)
Molecular function (GO): oxidoreductase activity, acting on the CH-OH group of donors, NAD or NADP as acceptor; O-methyltransferase activity
Source: RefSeq, a predicted model, not a curated record